Cyprinodon tularosa is the source of this 755-nucleotide messenger RNA. RefSeq names its product vinculin. The transcript has 4 exons. Lineage: Eukaryota; Metazoa; Chordata; Actinopteri; Cyprinodontiformes; Cyprinodontidae. Gene Ontology annotation, biological process: cell-cell adhesion; cell migration. The coding region runs from base 78 to 626 and encodes 182 amino acids. Gene Ontology annotation, molecular function: actin filament binding; beta-catenin binding. Gene Ontology annotation, cellular component: adherens junction; catenin complex. The record is from RefSeq and is a predicted model, not a curated record.
ACACUGCCAUUUUCCUAAAGCGAAAAAAUGAACACUGGGAUCAAAAGAACAACAAAAUAGUCCAGGUGACGAGAAAGAUGGCUGACACAAUAAAUCACAUGACGCAGUACUUAAAGAAGAAAGGCCCGAUACUGAACAAAGAUGCAUUUGUUAAUGCAGCGAAAGAUGUGAUCUCAAACACUCAGACUGUUACUCAGUUCAUCAGAGUUAUUGCCAACCUGAGCCUGGACAAACAGUGCACGGUUGAACUUUCCCUCAUCAUCGAACAGAUUCUGACCAUCACUAAUCAGCUCAACAUCAUAUCCAGUGUAAAUGCUGUCACACCUGGGUGCAAAUCAUCUGAUGAGAUCCUGGUAAAGAACGCACAAAAUCUUUUUCAGACUGUUCUGAGAGGGCUCCAUGCUGCAGAAACAGCGUGCAUUACGGGUCUGAAGCAGCCAGAACCAAACUCAGACGACGCAGAGGCCACAGCCUUGUGCUUCCAGUGGAAAAAAAACUUAGAGAUCCAUCGAGCCCAGCAGACCACCAACCCAGAAACUGAUGAUCUCGGUUUAAGAAAAACAUCAUUGCACACUUUAGCUCCCAGUCUGGCCCCGCAGGUUAAUGUAAAGACCACCUUCAAGUAACACUUGAAGGUAGUCUUUACAUUAACUACCUUCAAGUAGAUGUAUGAUGGCCAUUAUGAAGUCAGGCUCCUUAUAUGUCAAAAAGCUGUCAGAAAGAUCAACUCCUUCCUUUCUAUUGGACAAUCUAUA